Molecule: messenger RNA, 1407 nt
Organism: Jatropha curcas
Lineage: Eukaryota; Viridiplantae; Streptophyta; Magnoliopsida; Malpighiales; Euphorbiaceae
Gene: RAD51
Product: RAS associated with diabetes protein 51
Biological process (GO): reciprocal meiotic recombination; chromosome organization involved in meiotic cell cycle; mitotic recombination-dependent replication fork processing
Cellular component (GO): condensed nuclear chromosome
Molecular function (GO): ATP hydrolysis activity; single-stranded DNA binding; ATP binding
Source: RefSeq, a predicted model, not a curated record
GGCGCUCGCCACAAACUCUUUUGAACGUAUCGCUUCCCUCCUCCUCCUCCUCCUCCUCCAGUCUCAAUCCGUUCCUUUUUUAUUUCUUGUUCUCUCUCAGAGCUAAAGUAUCCGUGAAAAUGGAGCAACAAAGACACCAGAAGACGGUUCAUCAACAACAACAGCAUGAAGAACUUGAGGAGAUGCAACAUGGCCCUUUCCCUGUUGAGCAGCUACAAGAGUCGGGAAUUGCUGCCCUUGAUAUUAAAAAGCUUAAAGAUGCUGGUCUCUGCACUGUUGAGUCUGUCGCUUACUCUCCUCGGAAAGAGCUUUUGCAAAUCAAAGGAAUCAGUGAUGCUAAAGUUGAUAAAAUAAUUGAAGCAGCGUCAAAACUGGUGCCUCUGGGUUUUACUAGUGCCAGCCAACUCCAUGCUCAGAGAUUAGAGAUAAUUCAGAUAACAUCUGGGUCAAGAGAACUUGACAAGAUAUUGGAAGGAGGGAUUGAGACAGGAUCUAUCACUGAGAUAUAUGGUGAGUUUCGCUCUGGCAAGACUCAACUGUGCCACACUCUCUGUGUCACCUGUCAACUUCCAUUAGAUCAAGGGGGUGGUGAGGGAAAAGCAAUGUAUAUUGAUGCUGAGGGCACGUUCAGACCACAGAGACUCUUACAGAUAGCAGACAGGUUUGGAUUAAAUGGUGCUGAUGUUUUGGAGAAUGUGGCCUAUGCUCGUGCAUAUAACACUGAUCAUCAAUCAAGGCUUUUGCUUGAAGCAGCUUCUAUGAUGGUGGAAACAAGGUUUGCCCUUAUGAUAGUAGACAGUGCCACUGCCCUAUACAGAACGGAUUUCUCCGGAAGAGGAGAAUUGUCUGCUCGGCAAAUGCAUCUUGCUAAGUUCCUUAGGAGCCUUCAGAAGUUGGCAGAUGAGUUUGGGGUAGCUGUUGUAAUCACAAACCAAGUAGUUGCACAAGUAGAUGGUUCUGCUAUUUUUGCGGGGCCUCAAAUCAAGCCUAUUGGUGGUAAUAUUAUGGCUCAUGCUUCCACUACAAGGCUUGCUCUUAGGAAGGGAAGAGGAGAGGAGCGCAUCUGUAAAGUGAUAAGUUCUCCAUGUUUAGCUGAAGCUGAAGCGCGAUUUCAGAUUUCUGCUGAAGGGGUAACUGAUGUUAAGGACUAAUUCAUUAAAAUGUUGUGAAGUUCUGUUCAUCAGCCCGGAAUUUUCAAUUGUAUCUGUCAUUUGAUCUGCAAGCUAGCUAGAGAUGUCAUCAUUUUGUAAUAUUUUGUUUUAAACAAAUGCUCAAUUCAUUGAUGUGAGCUAGUGAUUUUGUUGGAUCUUUUGACAUUCACGAAACUUGUUUUUCUUCCCUUUUCUCCCAUGUAAAUUGAUAUCGCAAGAAAAUAAAGUGAAAGGAAAAAUUAACUGGGAAUUUGUG